AUGCUUCCUCAACACGUCCUCAUCGCCCUUGUGGCCACUGUCGCUGCUGUACCGUUGAACAUCAACUUGGGCGCCUACUCUCCCGCCUUGGUAGUCGGUGAUGGCGAGAUCUCUCUAGGAUCGACCGAAUCAGCAUCAGAACUGAUGGCGACGCUUGCCUCAGGUGCUGCAGAGAACGGAGGAGCAGCCGAGGGCGGAGCCCAAGCAGGUCAGCAAGAACAACCAGCCGGUGGCGAGCAGCCUCCAGCAGAAGAGGCAGCAGCACCUGCAGAGCAACCAGCUGAACGAAGAACAGCUAAGCGAUCACCCAUCCUCCGCCGGGCCCUUGACAACAUCUUCGGAAAACGCGAAGCUGCGCCCGAGCCUAAGAUGGCAGCUGUAGAGGGCGCCAUGGAGUGGAUCAAGCGUGAUCUCGAGGGUUUCAAUGCAGCGCUUAGCUAUGCCCGUGAGGCCAUGAAAGAUGCGCCCAAGAUCGAGCUCGGUACCGAGAACUCCGGCAUUGGUAUUCUCGUCAAUCCCGGUGUCAAUGUUCCUCAGGACUCCGCUGCUGCUGGGUCAUCGGAGAAGCGCAAGCGUGAGGAGAAUGCCGCUGAGGUUGUCUCCGAGAAGGAUGCGCCAAAGAUGACGCUUGUUGCCAUUACUGAAGUAUAA
This is a messenger RNA of Plenodomus lingam JN3, 651 nucleotides long. RefSeq lists its product as uncharacterized. The record is from RefSeq and is a predicted model, not a curated record. Lineage: Eukaryota; Fungi; Ascomycota; Dothideomycetes; Pleosporales; Leptosphaeriaceae.